Gossypium raimondii (Peruvian cotton) is the source of this 644-nucleotide messenger RNA. RefSeq names its product protein NOI4. The transcript is spliced from 3 exons. Lineage: Eukaryota; Viridiplantae; Streptophyta; Magnoliopsida; Malvales; Malvaceae. The record is from RefSeq and is a predicted model, not a curated record. Bases 157 to 396 code for a protein of 79 amino acids.
GUUUGCGUUUUCGAUUUCCCCCCUCUAAACUCAAAACCCCCCACCAUGAUAUAAAUUCACUCACCUUUGAAUAAUCAUCACAUCUUCAUCAAUUCAUCCAUUAACAAAAAACUAUCUUUUUCAUUUCCUUUACACUCCCCCUGUUACUCUUCAAUCAUGUCAUCCUAUGGUAAAGGACAAGCACUGCCAAAAUUUGGUGAAUGGGAUGUAAAUGAUCCAGCCUCAGCUGAAGGAUAUACUGCCAUUUUUAACCUAGCUAGAGAUGAGAAGAGAACUGGUGGGAAUGUCACAGUUGUUGCCACUGAAGGUAUAAAAUCACAACAGAAACAAGGUGCGCGCAAGGAGAAAAGAAAACACAAAUAUUGCAUUAAGAGAAAAUGGUUUUGCUUUGCUUGAAAUCUGGAAAUUAGUCAAAUUUAUCUUAAUGCUGAAGCUCUCAGUUGAAUUGAUAGUACAAGAUAGUUGACAGUGUCAAUAUUUGUUGGCAAUUUUCUUGUAUCUUUUAUUCUGAUUACUUUUUUUAGUGCUUAUGGUGUUCCCAUGUUUUUCAUGGAAUUUUUCUAUGCACUUUUUUUUUUUGGUUAUGUACAUGUUUCAUUUGUGUAAGAAGGCCAUCAUAAUUUAUAAAGCUGCAAUUUUGCUCA